GUUCAACCGUUUUCACUUCGAACAAGAUGGCUGCCAAUUUAUUCACUCGCCUUUCUCGAGACUUUGGUGAAUUAUUGGAAUCUUCAUUUAAUCAUGAUGUUGUUAUUCAAGUAGGUGAAAUCCCUCAUGUUACGGAAUUUCAUGUACACUCUAUUAUUCUUGCUACACGGUCUCCUUACUUUCGUUCGGCUUUAUCUGAUAAAUGGGUUAUAAGACAAGAAAAUGGCUUGAUUACCUUUAAAAAACCAAAUAUUUCUUCAAAAAUAUUUAAACUUGUAUUAAAUUACAUUUAUACUGGUGCAAUUAGCUUGGAGAAUAAAGAAUUAUCUGAAAUAUUAGAAUUUUUCAUUGCUUCAGAUGAAUUAUUACUUGACGAAAUUAUGGUAUAUAUCCAAGAAUAUCUUCUUAAAAAUGAUGAUAUUUGGGCAACAACAAAAAAUUCGGUCAAAAUAAGUCGUAUCCUUCCUGAUUGUUCUGUUAGUGCCAUAUUUCAAAAUUCUUCUUAUGGACCCACUUUCGGAUAUCCUGAUUUAUUUAUAUCAUCAAAUUGUAAUCAAACUAAUAGUUCAGAUUGUAAUUGUAAUCAUUAUUAUGAAAAGAAUUUUAGCGUGACCGAUUUUUUUGUUGAAGAUUAUGAA
Molecule: messenger RNA, 638 nt
Organism: Dentiscutata heterogama
Lineage: Eukaryota; Fungi; Glomeromycota; Glomeromycetes; Diversisporales; Gigasporaceae
Source: the annotation of a GenBank genome assembly